Molecule: messenger RNA, 555 nt
Organism: Kwoniella botswanensis
Lineage: Eukaryota; Fungi; Basidiomycota; Tremellomycetes; Tremellales; Cryptococcaceae
Exons: 4
Coding region: 1-555 (184 amino acids)
Biological process (GO): vesicle-mediated transport; intracellular protein transport; protein localization to Golgi membrane
Cellular component (GO): cytoplasm; trans-Golgi network
Molecular function (GO): GTPase activity; GTP binding
Source: RefSeq, a predicted model, not a curated record
AUGGGAGUCACCUUUUCUUCAUUAUGGUCGCGUCUAUUUUCGAAACGAGAAACUAAAGUGUUGAUACUGGGAUUAGACAGUGCUGGCAAAUCAACGAUACUCUAUCGGAUAACGAUGGGUUCCGUCGUAGCUUCCGCACCGACCGUCGGAUCCAACCAUGAGAUAUACGAUUACAAAGGUGUACGAUUCGGCUUGAUAGAUAUAGGUGGACAGACUUCCCUAAGAUCAAGUUGGUCGCAGUAUUUCCUGGGGACAGAAGCGAUUAUAUUGGUCAUUGAUUCGAGCGAUAGUGCGAGAUUGGGUAUGGUCAAGCAGGAAUUAAUGAAAUUAGUUGCAGAUGAGCAAUUGAAAACAUCCCUUUUAUUGGUGUUGGCGAAUAAACAGGAUUUACCCAUAUCACAAGGACGUCUAACACCCGCUCAAGUUUCGGAAGCGUUGGGCCUGACAGAUCUGAGAGAGAGGGAAUGGCAAAUUAUGGGAUGUAGUGCGUUAACUGGGAUAGGAUUGUUCGAGGGUAUGGAUUGGUUAGUGGGUAAACUAGAAGCUAGAGGAUAA